UGUUUUCCAGUUAUAUAUCAAACACCGAUCAAAAUGUUGGUACUGCUAGCACUUUGUCUUGUAGGCUUUGCCCAAACGUCACCCCUAACACCAAAACACCUUAAACCCGACCCAAUUCAAGCCAAGAGUGACAAUGAAGAUACCUGGUUGAGCGUGCCCGAAAUUAUCACCAAAUACGGUUACCCGUGUGAAGAGUACCACAUCACAACGCCUGACAACUACAUUCUAACCCUUCACCGCAUCCCGCAUGGCAAAAAUUCCAAAGUAGCCCCCUCAGAAGUGGCUUAUCUCCAACACGGCAUCCUGUCUUCUUCAGCAGAUUGGAUUAUAUCAGGUCCUUCGAAAGGUCUGGCUUACGUUUUGGCAGACGAAGGCUACGACGUAUGGAUGGGCAACGCCCGUGGUAACAAGCUCUCUCGUAACCACACCUACUUGAACCCAAACACUUCUGACGAAUUCUGGGACUUCAGCUGGCACGAAAUCGGGUAUUACGACCUUCCCGCUAUGAUCGACUUCGUUCUGGAAAAAACCAACAAAGAUAGCUUGUUUCACAUCGGGCAUUCACAGGGUACCACUACUUUUUACGUAAUGAUGUCGAUGCGACCGGACUACAACGCUAAAGUUAAAGCCCAUUUCAGUCUAGCUCCCAUCGGGUUCAUGAACCACAUGACGAGUCCUUUGAUGCACAUUAUAGCUUUCUGGCAGAAACCUAUGGGGCUUUUGUUGAACCUAAUUGGAAUUCGGGAAUUCUUACCCAGUAACGAUUUUAUGUCUCUGGGUGGGAAUAUUCUAUGUGGAGACGAUUCCCUGACGCAGGUUUUGUGUACCAACGCACUUUUUGCAAUUUGUGGGUUUAGCCCGAAGGAGAUGAACGGUACGCUUUUGCCCAUCAUGAGUGGACACACACCUGCAGGAGCUUCCACCAAGCAGUUUCUGCACUAUGCCCAGGAAAUCAAUUCUGGGCAUUUCAGGAGGUACGACUAUGGAAUGGUUGGGAAUUUACAAAAGUAUGGGUCGAUUUGGGCUCCGGAUUACGAUCUGAAGAAGAUUACAGCACCGGUGUAUAUUCACUACAGUAAUAAUGAUUGGUUAUCUGGCAAAACCGAUGUUGAUAGGUUAUACAGUGGGUUGGCAAACGUGCAGGGGAAAUUUUUGGUAGCUGAAGACUCGUUUAAUCAUUUGGAUUAUGUUUUUGGGAUACGGGCACGUGAGUUGGUCUAUAACAAAGUUAUCAGUCUUAUGAAGCGGCAUUAGAAGCAUUUAUAUUAAAUGCUGAAAGUACUAAAAAUCAACUAGAUCAAAUGUUAUCAAAAGUAUUGUAGAUCUUGCAUUGAAAUUCUCGUAGAGUUGCUACAGAUCU
This is a messenger RNA of Zophobas morio, 1360 nucleotides long. RefSeq names its product lipase 3-like. The record is from RefSeq and is a predicted model, not a curated record. Gene Ontology annotation, biological process: lipid metabolic process. Lineage: Eukaryota; Metazoa; Arthropoda; Insecta; Coleoptera; Tenebrionidae. The coding region runs from base 34 to 1254 and encodes 406 amino acids. Gene Ontology annotation, molecular function: hydrolase activity, acting on ester bonds. The transcript has 2 exons.